Molecule: messenger RNA, 2376 nt
Organism: Cynoglossus semilaevis (tongue sole)
Lineage: Eukaryota; Metazoa; Chordata; Actinopteri; Pleuronectiformes; Cynoglossidae
Product: PC4 and SFRS1-interacting protein-like
Exons: 4
Coding region: 42-1853 (603 amino acids)
Source: RefSeq, a predicted model, not a curated record
AACAAGAGACAAGGGAAGAUGACCGGACAGAAGGAAGUGACAUGGAAAGGCAGGAAACAGUGGAACAAAGUUUAAAGAAUGAACAGAAUCCUGAAAGAGAAGAAACUGUCAAACAGGACGAGAAAGACAAGGAUGCAACGGAACAGAGGGAUUUACAGGAGCACGAGAAGGUGCCAGAAGAUAAAAGAGCAGAAAACAGCAGCAAAGGUGGACAGACACCAGACAAUCCAGAAAAAGAUGGAACACAGGAAGAAAGCUCGAAGGAAGACCGCAAUUACAGAGGACUGAGAUCAGGGACAAAUGUCCAGGGAGACAAGGACACCACAAUAAAUGAAGACGAAAAGAUGGAGAAAGAUGGAAGAUCUGCAAACACUCAGAAAGAAAAAAGCAACAAGGACAGGCCUAAACCAGAAAAACAAGACGUGGGUGCAACAAAGGUAUUGGAAAAGAAGGUGGACGAGGAGAGGAUUCCUCGAGACAAAAUGACAGAAAAAGUCAACAAGGACGACAGCGCAAAAGUGGAAGAGAAAACGGAAAGAGGGAGGACCUCAGUGGAGGACAACAAACCAACAGAGAAAGGAGAUCAAGAGAAGGAAAAAAGCAGCAAGGACAAGCAAAACACAGACGGUCAAGAGGAGUCAUCUGUGACAAUAACGGGGGACAGUAACGACCACAGUGAAGCAGGAACAGCAGUGGAAAUGAUUUUGGACCAAGAGAGGAAACCUGAGGAUCAAACAACUGAGACAAUCAGCAAGGACGGGCAAAAACCUAAGAGUACAUCCACAGAUGAAAAGAGCGACGAGGACACAGCAGAGGAUGUGAAGAAGGACGAGAACAAGACAGAUGAGCAGGAAAGGAAGGGGACAGAAAGAGGACAGGAAGUAGAUGAUGACAAUAUGGACACCACAGUGGAAGAGGAAAACGGGAAGACAGACAAAGAGAAGAACCCUGAGGUAAAGAGGACAAGCAAAACCCAGAGAGACGGACCUAGAACUAAAAGAGUAAGUACAGGGACAGAAGUCAUUCAAGACAAGGACAUGUGGGAAGAGGACAAAAGAGUGGAAAAGGAUGAGCAUGUAUCAAAAAGAACAAGAUUGGAGAAGAAAAGAGAAAGGGACGCAACAGAGGAAGAGGAUGAAAAGAGGAAGAGGAGUGAAGAUGAAAGGACUCAGAAGAAGACGGGAGAAGAAAUAACUGUGGAAGAAGUGCCAAAAAAAAGAGGUCGAAAGAAAAAGGAAAAGAACGAAAAUCCAGACAAGGUGUCCAAGGUCACAGAGAGGAUGAGUACGGAGAAGGACGAGGACCAGAACCCAACAGAAGCAGCGGGAAAUUUGGAAAUGGAUGGAGACGACCAACUGGACGAGUUGGUAACUGAGUCCAAACAGCAGAAGAGUCAGGCGACAACGACAACGGACUCCAUGCUUCACAGACUCCACGGGGACAUCAGGAUUUCUCUGAAGACAGACAAGCCGGACACCAGGAAGUGUUUGGCAGCUCUGGACCAGCUCAGUGCCGUUUAUGUGACAUCGCAGCAUGUGCAGAGACACAGCGAGCUCGUGGCUACGCUGAGGAAGAUGCGCUGGUACCGAGCCAACAGUACCAUCAUGGACAAAGCCUCCAUGCUGUACAACCGCUUCAAACACACCUACCUGCUGGGAGAAGGAGAGGAGGUGGUGAGCGCCUCCUACCUGAACUCCCUAGUGCAGGAGAAGGAGCAGGAUGAGGCUCAGCAUGUUGACAACCAGCAGAGGGAGGGGGCUCUGCAUGAGGAGGGGGGACUGGUGGAGCAGGUGAAGGAGGAGAGGGAGGAGGAGGAGGGAGAAGAGGAGGAGACAUUGGAGGAGGGGAAGUGAGGUAAAAUGUUCAUGUUUUCAGGCAGUCUUUUCAAAUCUUUUUCUCCCUCCAUCUCAUUAUUUUGUAAACAAUUUUUUUUUUUAAAGAAUUUAACAGUACAGUAUUGUUAUUACAUCUGCUGUUGUUUUGUUAUCAACAGAAUUGAAUAUGAAUCAGGUUUGGCAGAUACUCCCCCCUUCUCUCUCCCCCACAGCUGCUGCUGGGGUGGACUCUGAUUGGCUCCUGGACUGAACCACUUUACUACAGGGGGGUGUCACCCCAGGACUUUGUUUAGUUUUUAUGAUCAUUUAAUUUAUUUUAUUUAGUUUAAAUUGUGUUUUUAUUAUCUGAUCACGGGGGCAUUAAAAAAAAUCUGCUGCUGUUUUUUACACAAAUGUUUUUUUUUUUUUACUUUGUUACAGUAAGAAAAUGAUAAAAACCGGUUUAAUGACUGAAGUAAUUCAGAUGAACAAAAAAGUCUUUAUUUUUGUUUACUUCUUACCAAGAAGGUGUUGUUUUAAUUAAAGUGUUGGUUUAAAAGAA